ACCAGAAGAGCUGAAGAGCAACAAAUGCAUCUCCUUUUAGUCUUUGUUUUGACUUUUACGCUUUCUACACAGGGGUAUAACUAUGGUGAUGCUAAUGCUGAUGCAGAAUAUAUAGAAAAUGGCGAUGCAACGAUGGCAAAAGUUAUGAAUGCAAUUGGUGAGAAAGGUCGGGAACAAGUAAUCAAUGCUUUGGAUGACUAUGAUCGUCAAAAAUUAAUGGAUUGUAUAGAAAGUGAGUGUGGAAUGGCUGAUUUCCUGGACGUCAUGCAGAAGAUGUUAACUGUUUUUAAAAGAAUAUCACAUGGUCAUAAACUGAUAUAUAAAUCGCUAAAGGCAUUCAUCAAACAUGGUCCUCUAGUUGAAUUCAUAAAUGAACUGAGUGAGGAACAUACAUUGAAAAUUAUUAAUGCUUUGAAUGCAGAAGAAAUUGGAAAAUUAAUGACUAUGGGUACAGAUCAAGUUAAUAUUUUUGAGUUAAUAUCAAUUGGAGAAAAGAUAAUACCUAUUAUCAAGAAAGCUAAUGGUGGCAAAGGACUGUCUAAACUGAUGAGUAUGUUCACUGAUGAUUUAGAUGGAAAAAUAAUUCUCCCUUACCAUCAUCCUGUCCACGGUGGACUUCACCCUGGAAUAUUUGUAUAUGUGCAAGGCACAGUGCCCAAAAAUAGUGACAGAUUUGAGAUAAACUUAGCCUCUAACCAGAAUGAUGGGGCCAACAUUGCUCUCCACUUCAAAAUUUACAUUGCUCAGAAGAAAACUGUACUCAACACGUUUCAGGCUGGCAGGUGGGGACGCCAAGAGAGUCAUCAGGUGCCCUUCAGAAAGGGCAAAGAUUUUGAGGUCAUCUUCAUUGUCACUGAGGCUGGAUACCAGAUCCUGGUGAACAAGAAGCCCUUCUGCACCUACAUGCAUAGAAUUCCACCACAAAGUGUGAAGGUCAUCCAUGUGAAAGGAGAUCUGGAGCUGAACUCUCUGACUGUGACAGAACCCACAACACAGAACAUGACUCUCCCUUACUAUCAUCUUGUCCCUGGUGGACUCCGCUCUGGAAUAUCUGUAUAUGUGCAAGGCACAGUGCCCAAAGACAGCAACAGAUCCUGGGUGUACUUCAAUGUGGACUUUGCAUGUGGCCAGCAUGAGGGGUUUGACAUUCCCCUCAACUUCAACCCUUGCUUUAAUGUGAACAAAGUUGAACUCAACACAUUUCAAGCUGGCAGGUGGGGACAUGAAGAGGGUCAUCAGAUGCCCUUCCGAAAAGGCGAGCAUUUCGAGAUCAUCUUCAUUGUCAAUGAAACCGGAUACCAGAUCCUAGUGAACAAAAAACCCUUCUGCACCUACAAGCAUAGAAUUCCGCCACAAAGCGUGAAGGUCAUCCAUGUGAAGGGAGAUCUGGAGCUGAACUCUCUGAAUGUGAUAGAACCAACAACGCAGAACAUGGCACUUCCUUAUCACCAAUCUGUCUCUGGUGGACUCCGACCUGGGAUGUCUGUAUAUGUGCAAGGUGCAGUACCCAAACACCCCAAAAGAUUUGAGGUGAACUUUGCCUGUGGGCAGCAUGAUGGGACCAACAUUGCCUUCCACUUCAAGAUUUACUUUAAUUGGCAGAAAACUGUGCUCAACACGUUUCAGGCUGGCAGGUGGGGACAUGAAGAGCAUCAUGAGAUCCCCUUCCAAAAAGGAGAGGAUUUUGAGGUCAUCUUCAUUGUCAAUGAGGCCAAAUACCAGAUCCUGGUGAACAAGAAGCCUUUCUGUAUCUACAUGCACAGAAUUCCACCACAAAAUGUGAAGGUUAUUAAUGUUAAGGGAGACAUGGAGCUGCAAUCUCUGAAUGUGACAGAAGGGCCAACGAAGGAGAACAUGCUGGUGCCCUACACAGGUGAUAUUCCUGGAGGUUUGGAAGCCAACAGGAACAUCACAGUGCGAGGCUCUAUUCCGAAGAAUGCGAAAAGGUUUCAAAUCAAUUUUAUGGCUGGCCAGGAUAUUGCUCUGCAGAUUAAUCCACGCCUGGAACAAAGAAUCGUGGUCCGUAACAGUUUUCUAUAUGGCAGGUGGGGACCCGAGGAAAGGAACUUGACCUUUAACCCUUUCCAACCUGGGCAGACCUUUGAGCUCUUGAUCCACUGUGACAACCACAAGUUCAAGGUUUACGCCAAUGGCCAACCUUUCUUCAACUAUGCCCAUCGUUAUGUCCCUAUUGAAGACAUCCACACUCUAGAGAUCAAUGGAGACGUGACUCUUUCCUACAUCAAGUACUAAGCAAUUGGGCAGGGGGAACAGAUCAGAAACAGCAGAGACCCCCCCCCCUUCUCUCUCUCUCUCUCUCAGUCUGCCAAUACACUUAAAAUCUUGCUGAUGUCAAGUGGUCUACAAGCUCCAGUCAGACAGUCAAUCAAUCAAUCAAUCAAUGAAUCAGAGAUUCAAGUGUAGUUGAGCAGCAUUUUUCAAUAAAGCAUCA
Pantherophis guttatus is the source of this 2452-nucleotide messenger RNA. NCBI's taxonomy places the organism in Eukaryota, Metazoa, Chordata, Lepidosauria, Squamata, Colubridae. The record is from RefSeq and is a predicted model, not a curated record.